GUGCCGUGUGGAGAUUAUAAUGAUGAUAAAUAUGUCAUGUUGCAGGUAUCCGAUGGUGAACGGUGACCGGCACACAUGAACACUCUCAACCAUCUAGUGAAGACCUACAUCCAAGCAAAGAUGGACGCCAUGGAUACACAGCGGGCCUUGGAGGCUGUGGAGAGACUCCAGACCAAGCUGAAGGACAGAGGAGAGGCUCCCACUGAGGAGAAACUAUCACUACUGAAGACCGUUCUACAGAGCCCUCUGUUCCUUCAGAUACUAACCAUGCAACAGACACAGCUACAGCUGCCAGAGGAGAAGAAGUCAGUACCGAAGUCUGUUUCCCUCAACACGGGUCUGUCCACGGCCAUGUCUCUGGGCCUGAGGACCCUCUCCCAUAGUGACUCCUAUACCUGGGCCCAGAACAACAGCAGCAGCAGUAGUGGAGGAGGGAGGAGGAGGAGGAGGAGGAGGAGGAGGAGGAGGUAGCCCCCCUGCUAAACCCUUCCUACCUCGGCAGAACUACGGAGGCAGUCUCAGUGCUCUCAACACAAACACAGAAAACAACGCCGUGACCAAUAAGAUACAGUGUAUGACUCAGUUAUGUACGCCUCCACGAAUCUCCAGGACCUUAUCGAUGGGAAGGAACCUGUCGUAUAUCGCCAACGAGGUGAGUUCCCCUUGUCUUACAUACUUUACAACGAGAUGAGUUCCCAUCCUACAUACU
Oncorhynchus gorbuscha (pink salmon) is the source of this 709-nucleotide messenger RNA. Its product is annotated as inaD-like protein. Bases 76 to 471 code for a protein of 131 amino acids. Gene Ontology annotation, molecular function: protein binding. Lineage: Eukaryota; Metazoa; Chordata; Actinopteri; Salmoniformes; Salmonidae. The record is from RefSeq and is a predicted model, not a curated record. The transcript has 4 exons.